AUGCAACAUAUAUCCCCCAAAAGCCAUGUUUGGUGAUCACUAGAUGAAGUUCUUCUGCAUGGCUGUUUUAACCCACAGUCACCGUACGGGAGCUGAGCCUUAAUAAAUAAUGAGAGUGCACGCGGAGGAGCUGCAGCUGAUUUGCUGAUGUCAGGCAGUCAGUGCAGCAUUUCAUGGUGCAGGGUGUAAACGCUCUUCGCGCUCUCAGAAAACCCCCACACAUGCAACCCCGGCAAGAAAGAUGUUGCCAACUCUCAAGAUCUGGACAUUAUUUUCUGUUUGGCUCUGCUUCCUAUCGCAGCCGGCUCAUUUAAAGAAGGCUUUCCGAUGUCCUUCAACAUGCAGCUGCUCCAGGGAGUCCAUAAUCUGCGUCGGGUCCUCCAAUGUCCCCAGGAUUAGCCCCAACGACGUAAAUUCCCUGAGCCUCGUCAAUGGGACUUUCUCUGAGGUCAAAGAGGCGAUGUUUGCUCACAUGCCAUCCCUCCAGCUACUGCUUUUGAAUUCCAAUUCUCUCACAACUGUACGGGACGAUGCGUUCUCCGGCCUCUCACAUCUGGAGUAUCUGUUCAUUGAGAGUAAUAAGAUGGAGACUGCAUCCAAAUAUUCCUUCAGAGGACUCAGGGACUUGACACACUUGUCUUUGGCAAACAACAACAUUAAAGCAUUACCUCGGGACGUUUUCAACGACUUGGACUCACUGAUAGAGCUGGACCUGCGAGGCAAUGCUUUUGAGUGUGACUGCCGUGCCAAGUGGCUGAUGACGUGGCUUAAGAACACCAACGCCACGGUUUCGGAUGUCGUGUGUGCUGGACCAGAGGACAUGAAGGACAAGCGCCUCAAUGAUAUGACCAGCCUGCACAACGAGUGCGUCUCAACGGAUUUCGUCCUCCAUCAGUCCCUGGCAUCUGAGUCUCUGUCUGUGGACACAUUCAGCUAUAAGAACGACGUCUAUGUGACGAUAGCUGCUCCCAGCGCAGAGAGCUGUAUGGUUUUCCAGUGGGACCACAUAGAAAUGAACUUCAGGACUUAUGAUAACAUCACAGGUCAGUCCAUUGUGGGUUGCAAGUCAGUGGUCAUCCAGGACCAGGUGUUUGUCAUCGUGGCUCAGCUGUUUGGUGGCUCCCACAUCUACAAGUUUGAUGAGGACCAAAGCAGCUUCAGCAGGUUUCAGGACAUAGAGGUGUCCAAGAUCUCCAAGCCCAAUGACAUUGAGGCGUUCCAGGUGGGCUCUGACUGGUUCUUUGUGAUUGCUGACAGUUCAAAAGCAGGCCUGUCCACCCUCUACAAGUGGAACGAUAAGGGCUUUUAUUCCUACCAGUCGCUGCAUGAGUGGUACCGCGACACAGACGCAGAGUUCCUGGACUUGGAUGGGAAGGCGCACCUUAUCUUGGCGAGCCGCUCGCAGGUGCCUGUGAUAUACCAGUGGAGCCGGAGCAACCAGAAGUUUGUCCUGCAGGGAGGAGAUCCCUCACAUGGAGGACGAUUGACGGAAGCACUUCCGAUCAGGGAGGAACUCUACCUGGCAUGACGCGCUAGUGGUGACUCCAAAAUCUGUUGGGGUACCAAACAGUUUACAGAGAUCCAGGCCUGCCUCCGAGGCUCCAAUCUCCAGCCUUUUUUUUCAAAAGAGCGUUCACAUGCUCUGGGAGGAGAAUUACCCUUCUCGCAGAUCUACAUGUGGGAGAUAGAAAAACUCUUUGACCGCUUCAGGAAGUACAUCCAGUCCCCGCGCUCCUUCCUGUGGUUUCACACCGACCGCAGGGACUUCAUCUUCACCUCAGCUCAAGGGAAACCGAGACUUUGAUCACAUCAAAUGACUUGAGCUGCUGAAGGGCCCUGUCAUGGCCCCGAAAGAUUGGUGGCGGGGGAAAAAAGGACUAAAACACACUUUUUCAAUUUAAUCCCUUCAUUCGUUCCUUUUCAACGUAAAACUGGGUAAGAGAUUGUGUCGAAUCUAUAGUUCUCAAGCUGAACUGGCUUGCCAAUAUU
Notothenia coriiceps (black rockcod) is the source of this 1989-nucleotide messenger RNA. It is a transcript of the gene lgi2a, whose product is annotated as leucine-rich repeat LGI family, member 2a. Gene Ontology annotation, molecular function: protein binding. The record is from RefSeq and is a predicted model, not a curated record. Gene Ontology annotation, biological process: inhibitory synapse assembly. Lineage: Eukaryota; Metazoa; Chordata; Actinopteri; Perciformes; Nototheniidae.